Molecule: messenger RNA, 1419 nt
Organism: Linum tenue
Lineage: Eukaryota; Viridiplantae; Streptophyta; Magnoliopsida; Malpighiales; Linaceae
Source: the annotation of a GenBank genome assembly
AAAAAAAAAAAAAGCCUUCUCUUCUUCCUCUCUCAUAUAUUUUUAUCACCUCUCUCUCCAUCUCUCGCUCUCUGUCUCUCCUCCAAACCCCUCGAAACCUACCCUUAUCAACAUCUUCAUCAAAAAAAAUUCUUCCCCUUGGAUUUCAUUUCCAUAAUUUCAAAAGGGAAUUUUUUUUUUCGAGGGAAACAAAGAAACUCCCCAACAAGAUCACAGGUUCCGGACAAUCAAUUCGGCGACGACCUUACACCACCGCCUUCUUGCACCUUCUGCGUUGAUCGAUCGUUAGAAAUUGUGGGUUCGAGGAAAACAACGAUAAAAGGGGGGAAAGGAGAGAGCUUUUUUUUCCUGAUCAUUUCGUGGAAGGAGGAGGAGAAGGAGAAAGAAGAGGGGAGCUAAAGGGAUACAGAAAGAAAAAGGCAGAAGAGCUAUGGAUGCAGAUUCGUGGAGCGCUCGUCUCUCUUCUGCUUCUAAGAGAUAUCAAUCAGCUCUUCAAUCGCGAUCUGAUAUGUUUAUGGGGUUUGAAGAAAUCGAUGUUGAUGAUGAUAUGAGGGAGGAGUUUCCGUGCCCUUUCUGUUCAGAGUACUUCGAUAUUGUUGGCUUGUGUUGCCACAUCGACGAUGAGCAUCCUGUGGAAGCAAAGAACGGGGUUUGUCCAGUUUGUGCCAUGAGGGUGGGUGUCGAUAUGGUUGCCCACAUAACCUUACAACAUGGAAAUAUUUUCAAGAUGCAGCGGAAAAGGAAAUCACGCAGAGGCGGAGCUCAUUCGAGCCUUUCUUUGUUGAGGAAAGAGUUGCGAGAGGGAAAUCUACAAUCCCUUUUCGGUUCUUCUUGUAUAGUUUCGUCGUCAAAUGCUGCUCCUGAUCCAUUGUUGUCGUCUUUCAUUCUACCCAUGGGAGAUGAUUUCACGUCUCCACAGACGUCCUUUUCAACUGAAACGAGUUUCUCUAAGAAAGGCCCUGAAGAGAGUAUUAUAGAAAGAAAAGCAAAGUCACCUCCAUUGUCGAUCAAGGAUAAGGAGGAGAAAGCAAAAAGGAGCGAGUUUGCUCAGGGGCUCUUGUUGUCCACCAUUUUUGGUGAUGAUGUUUCAUAAGGACAAAGGGGGCGAAACAGGAAAACUCUGAACUGAGACAGGCCAUGCUAAAAUGCUCCUUCUUGGAAGAAGAAGAAGAAAAAGAAGAAGAAAUCUUUAAUGGUUUGUUUGUAGCAGUGAAAUAUGGAAGUUGUAUUAUCAAGUGGUUGAGAAAAUAAGCUUUGUACUUUGAAGUAGUGUAAGUUUAUCAAUAUGCUUUCAUGUGAAACCUCUUUCUUAGUUGUUGAGACCUGAAAAGACUUUUCCUUUCAGGUCUCUUCGUUAAAUUGAAAAGAUAAAGAAAAGAAAAAGGCCAAAGAAGAAAUAAUAACCUCUUUUUUAUAUUA